AUGCUUGGUGGGGUCAGUGCCGGUGUUGGUGCAUUCUUCUUACUCUCCGAAGGAAUUGGUGCUGGUUUGGGCACCAAUUCUGGUGCUGGUGCCUGCUUCACUGGUGUAGGUACUGGCGGUGGUACUGUUGGUGCCACAGGUGGUGGUGCUGGUGCUGGUGCUGGUGGCUUUUCAGAUUUAGGUACUGGUGGUGGUGGUGAUGCCGGUGCCACAGGUGGAGGUGGUGGUGGUGCAGGUGGCUUUUCGGAUUUAGGUACUGGUGGUGGUGGUGAUGCCGGUACCACAGGUGGAGGUGGUGGUGGUGGUUUUGAAAGAGCUGAGGGAGGUGGAGGUGGUAUACUUGAGUUUGAAGGGGUGGUAAUUGCGGGCGGCUUUGGUACAGCAGGUGGAAGUGUCAAAGUUGCAUUUGCCGGAGUUUGCGCAUAG
Messenger RNA from Telopea speciosissima, 426 nucleotides. Its product is annotated as glycine-rich cell wall structural protein 1-like. NCBI's taxonomy places the organism in Eukaryota, Viridiplantae, Streptophyta, Magnoliopsida, Proteales, Proteaceae. The transcript has a single exon. The record is from RefSeq and is a predicted model, not a curated record. Bases 1 to 426 code for a protein of 141 amino acids.